UGUAUACUUUAGUUUUUAAAUUCUUAAAUAAAAAACCCUACUUUUCAUGACGUGAUUUUCUAAAGGAUUUUUCUCUGGAUUUUUCCACAAUUAAAUGAUGAACAUCUGUCCAAAAAUUCUAUUCAAAUCCAGUAAAAAUGACUCAUUUAUGAUUCUUUAAGUUGUCCCCAAUUUCCCGCAAUAAAAAACUACAACAAGAAAACCCCUUCCCAAAACCCGAGCACGAGUCCUACCUCCGACAAUUGUCCUUGUCUAAUGGGGGGCUGCUCCUCUAUAUUGCAUUGGCGGUGAUUCCUCUUUCAUUGCUUCCCGCUUGCUCUGCCCCUCCUCCUCCACCUCCGCAUCGUCGAGGCGCAUAAAAAGGCGCAUGGGCCACUUAAGGAGCGGCGGCAGUGCCCGUGCCCCCUCCCAUCCCUGCUUCUACCCUGGUUAGCCUUCGAGUGGCUUUAAUUGUGAAUUAAGACGGGUAUUGUGCGGCAAGAGAGAGACAGAGGGGGACAGGUACUGCCUGCCUGCCAGGGUUGCCAUCCAUCCCAGCCAAUGCCGAGGCCGAUUUACUGUGCUUUUGGUCCUUUGUUAUAUUUUUAUUUACUUGGGCAAGCAGCAUAAUUGUUGCUACUUUUCACGUGUCAAUCGCUCUCGAAUCUCGAAUGUCGAUUGUCAAGGACGGAGACCCUUCGAUAGGUUGCCUUCGUCUGUGAUCCUUUGCGAAGGCGAAGGUCAAUGAAAUAUCCGAUUUACGUAUCAAUACCUACUGUCUUUUGUCUUUUGCCACCUACUGUACACACACAGGAAGCACCCUGAGAGAGGCUCAGAGAAAUGGUGGCACAAAUAUUCCUACUGGUGAUAUGCUUCAUCUGCCUCAAGCAGUAUGCCAAAGGGGAAUUCCAACAAAGUCUAGCCAUCACAGACAUUCUGCCGGAGGAUAUCAAACGAUAUGACAAGAUGCGACCCCCCAAAAAGGAGGGCCAGCCCACGAUAGUCUAUUUCCAUGUGACGGUAAUGGGCCUGGACUCCAUCGAUGAGAACUCCAUGACCUAUGUGGCGGAUGUGUUCUUUGCCCAAACCUGGAAGGAUCAUCGCCUGCGUCUGCCCGAGAACAUGACCCAGGAGUAUCGUCUGCUGGAAGUCGAUUGGCUGAAGAACAUGUGGCGUCCAGAUUCGUUUUUCAAGAAUGCCAAGUCGGUCACCUUCCAGACGAUGACCAUUCCCAAUCACUACAUGUGGCUGUACAAGGACAAGACGAUCCUGUACAUGGUCAAGCUGACCCUCAAGCUGUCGUGCAUCAUGAACUUUGCUAUCUAUCCGCACGACACCCAGGAGUGCAAGCUGCAAAUGGAGAGCCUAUCCCACACCACAGAUGAUUUGAUCUUCCAAUGGGACCCCACAACUCCUCUGGUGGUGGACGAGAACAUAGAGCUGCCACAAGUGGCACUUAUACGCAACGAAACGGCGGACUGUACGCAGGUCUAUUCCACGGGUAACUUCACCUGCUUGGAGGUGGUCUUCACAUUGAAGCGGCGUCUCGUGUACUACGUUUUCAACACCUAUAUACCCACCUGCAUGAUCGUGAUCAUGUCGUGGGUGUCCUUCUGGAUCAAGCCAGAGGCGGCUCCUGCCAGGGUCACGCUCGGGGUCACUUCCCUCCUCACACUCUCCACGCAACACGCCAAGUCGCAGUCCUCGCUGCCGCCUGUCUCCUACCUGAAAGCCGUGGAUGCCUUCAUGUCCGUCUGCACGGUCUUCGUGUUCAUGGCUCUCAUGGAGUACUGCCUGAUCAACAUUGUCCUGAGCGACACGCCCAUACCCAAGCCCAUUGCCUAUCCGCCCAAGCCGGUGGCUGGUGAGGGGGCGGCCAAAAAGGAUCCUGAAUCGGGCGCGGCCGGGGGAGGAGGUGGUGGCAAUCCUCCUGCGGGCAGUAAGCCCACUAUGCUGCCACUGGCCGAUGAAAAGAUGGAGAAAAUUGAAAAGAUAUUCGAUGAGAUGACCAAAAACAGGAGGAUUGUGACCACCACACGCCGUGUGGUGCGACCGCCCCUGGAUGCCGAUGGUCCCUGGAUACCCCGCCAGGAGUCGCGUAUCAUCCUGACGCCUGGCAUCGCUGCUCAUCCGCCGCCACCGCCGCCGCCGCCAGUGGAGCCGGAACUGCCGAAGCCCAAGCUGACGCCCGCCCAGGAGCGGCUCAAGCGGGCGAUCUACAUCGAUCGUACAUCGAGGGUCCUGUUUCCGGCGCUCUUUGCCAGCCUCAAUGGCAUCUAUUGGUGUGUGUUCUACGAGUAUCUGUAAUAUGUGACAGACACUCCUCUCAGUGUCCUCCUGGUCCCCCUCUCUCUGUACAUAUGCUCGCUCUUAAACGUUGAUUGUUCGCAUAUAUAUCGCAUAUAUCGUAUAUAUACAUAUAUAUCUCUUAAAUCUUAAGCUUUCAGGCGCACAGAAGCUUUAAGUCGUAUGAAUUUUAAAACAUAGACAAAAUAUUGUUGAAAACACCACACACACUCUGAAGAUAUGAAUAAUAUUGGUAUUAUUAUUAAUUAUUAUUAUAAUCGAUAAAUAAUACAAUUCCUGCAACAAGCUUCAUGUUUUAGAGAUCCAGUUAAACUGACGUUGUAGCUGCUGUAGAAUUAAGCGGAAAACAUGAUUACUUCUAAUUAAUUUAUGUCUCAAACAAACAAAUGCUUUUAAUUGUAAAUAAAUAGAGAGAAAAAU
Molecule: messenger RNA, 2706 nt
Organism: Drosophila pseudoobscura
Lineage: Eukaryota; Metazoa; Arthropoda; Insecta; Diptera; Drosophilidae
Gene: ort
Product: ora transientless
Exons: 4
Coding region: 820-2286 (488 amino acids)
Biological process (GO): regulation of membrane potential; chemical synaptic transmission; chloride transmembrane transport
Cellular component (GO): plasma membrane; neuron projection; synapse
Molecular function (GO): transmitter-gated monoatomic ion channel activity involved in regulation of postsynaptic membrane potential; excitatory extracellular ligand-gated monoatomic ion channel activity; transmembrane signaling receptor activity
Source: RefSeq, a predicted model, not a curated record